Messenger RNA from Oncorhynchus keta (chum salmon), 2337 nucleotides. RefSeq lists its product as uncharacterized. The transcript has 2 exons. Bases 1 to 2337 code for a protein of 778 amino acids. Lineage: Eukaryota; Metazoa; Chordata; Actinopteri; Salmoniformes; Salmonidae. The record is from RefSeq and is a predicted model, not a curated record.
AUGUCUUUCAAGGUCUGCCAGAAGCCUGUUCUGGGCCUGGGGUUCGACAAGGGUGUUCCUCCACUGCUGCCUUCCUCUGGUUCUCCCAUCUCAGCUCUGAGCCCGGAGAGGGAGGGAAGCAGUAGAUAUCCCCAGGAAGAUAGUGAGAUCCCUCCUGGCUGUCCACCCACCACUUACCCUCCCUCACCUCUACCCGCCACCCAUCCUCCCUCACCUCUACCCGCCACCCAUCCUUCCUCCGCCCUACCCGCCACCCAUCCUUCCUCUGCCCUACCCGCCACCCAUCCUUCCUCCGCCCUACCCGCCAACCACCCAUCCUCCCUCACCUCUACCCGCCACCCAUCCUUCCUCCUCCAUACCCGCCACCCAUCCUCCCUCACCUCUACCCGCCACCCAUCCUUCCUCCGUCCUACCCGCCACCCAUCCUUCCUCUGUCCUACCCGCCACCCAUCCUUCCUCCGCCCUACCCGCCACCCAUCCUUCCUCCGCCCUACCCGCCACCCAUCCUUCCUCCGCCCUACCCGCCACCCAUCUUUCCUCUGCCCUACCCGCCAACCACCUAUCCUCCCUCACCUCUACCCGCCACCCAUCCUUCCUCCGCCCUACCCGCCACCCAUCCUUCCUCCUCCCUACCCGCCACCCAUCCUUCCUCUGCCCUACCCGCCAACCACCUAUCCUCCCUCACCCCUACCCGCCACCCAUCCUUCCUCCGCCCUACCCGCCACCCAUCCUUCCUCCGCCCUACCCGCCACCCACCCGCCAACCACCCAUCCUCCCUCACCUCUACCCGCCACCCAUCCUUCCUCCUCCCUACCCGCCACCCAUCCUUCCUCCGCCCUACCCGCCAACCACCCAUCCUCCCUCACCAUCUACCCUACCCGCCACCCAUCCUUCCUCCUCCCUACCCGCCACUCAUCCUUCCUCCGCCCCUACCCGCCACCCAUCCUUCCUCCGCCCUACCCGCCACCCAUCCUUCCUCCUCCGCCACCCAUCCUUCCUCCGCCCCUACCCGCCACCCAUCCUUCCUCCCCUACCCGCCACCCAUCCUUCCUCCGCCCUACCCGCCACCCAUCUUUCCUCUGCCCUACCCGCCAACCACCUCCCUACCCGCCACCCAUCCUCCCUACCCGCCACCCACCUCCGCCCUACCCGCCACCCAUCCUUCCUCCGCCCUACCCGCCACCCAUCCUUCCUCCUACCCGCCACCUCCCUACCCGCCACCCAUCCUUCCUCUGCCCUACCCGCCAACCACCUAUCCUCCGCCCUACCCGCCACCCACCUCCGCCCCACCCGCCACCCAUCCUUCCUCCGCCCUACCCGCCACCCAUCCUUCCUCCGCCCUACCCGCCACCCAUCCUUCCUCCGCCCUACCCGCCACCCAUCCUUCCUCCUCCCUACCCGCCACCCAUCCUUCCUCCGCCCUACCCGCCAACCACCAUCCUCCCUCCCCUCUACCCGCCACCCAUCCUUCCUCCUCCCUACCCGCCACCCAUCCUUCCUCCGCCCUACCCGCCACCCAUCCUUCCUCCGCCCUACCCGCCACCCAUCCUUCCUCCGCCCUACCCGCCACCCAUCCUUCCUCCGCCCUACCCGCCACCCAUCUUUCCUCUGCCCUACCCGCCAACCACCUAUCCUCCCUCACCUCUACCCGCCACCCAUCCUUCCUCCGCCCUACCCGCCACCCAUCCUUCCUCCUCCCUACCCGCCACCCAUCCUUCCUCUGCCCUACCCGCCAACCACCUAUCCUCCCUCACCUCUACCCGCCACCCAUCCUUCCUCCGCCCUACCCGCCACCCAUCCUUCCUCCUCCCUACCCGCCACCCAUCCUUCCUCCGCCCUACCCGCCACCCAUCCUUCCUCCGCCCCUACCCGCCACCCAUCCUUCCUCCGCCCUACCCGCCACCCAUCCUUCCUCCUCCCUACCCGCCACCCAUCCUCCUCCUCCGCCACCCAUCCUUCCUCCGCCCCUACCCGCCACCCAUCCUUCCCCCGCCACCCAUCCCCUACCCGCCACCCAUCCUUCCUCCUCCUCCCUCCGCCCCCGCCACCCAUCCUUCCUCCGCCCUUUCUGCCACCCAUCCUUCCUCCGCCCUACCUGCCACCCAUCCUUCCUCCUCCCUACCCGCCACCCAUCCUUCCUCCGCCCUUUCUGCCACCCAUCCUUCCUCCGCCCUACCCACCAACCACCCAUCCUUCUUCCCACAAUUACAAGUUUCUUUCUCCCCCACCUGCAAACUUAGACCAUUGAUUGAGCAACCCUGCAUCCUGCCCCCCCUCCUCCCCACUGCCCACCUUCCCCCAAAUGCUUACUCUUUAAGGAUACAUAUCAUUCUAUAG